This is a messenger RNA of Eruca vesicaria subsp. sativa (arugula), 387 nucleotides long. The record is from the annotation of a GenBank genome assembly. Lineage: Eukaryota; Viridiplantae; Streptophyta; Magnoliopsida; Brassicales; Brassicaceae.
AUGGGUUCAAGGAGAUUAAUCAUGGUGAUGGUAAUGUUGGUGGUGAUGAUGAUGAUGGAUACGAGAUGCAUAUGUGCUCAGGAUAUCUCCAGAGGCAGUUUCCCAAAGGGCUUUGUCUUCGGAACUGCUUCUUCUGCUUUUCAGCACGAGGGAGCAGUGAAGGAAGAGGGAAGAGGUCCAACGAUAUGGGACACAUUCUCCCACACUUUUGGUAAAAUCAGUGAUUUCAGCAACGCCGAUGUUGCUGUUGAUCAGUAUCAUCGUUACGAGGAAGAUGUACAACUCAUGAAAAACAUGGGCAUGGACGCUUAUAGAUUUUCCAUUUCAUGGGCACGCAUCUUCCCAAAUGGAGUGGGACAAAUAAACGAAGCCGGAAUCGAUCACUAA